This is a messenger RNA of Oncorhynchus kisutch (coho salmon), 837 nucleotides long. Its product is annotated as glycoprotein hormones alpha chain 1. The transcript is spliced from 4 exons. Gene Ontology annotation, cellular component: extracellular region; follicle-stimulating hormone complex. Gene Ontology annotation, molecular function: follicle-stimulating hormone activity. The coding region runs from base 102 to 458 and encodes 118 amino acids. Gene Ontology annotation, biological process: thyroid hormone generation; positive regulation of steroid biosynthetic process. The record is from RefSeq and is a predicted model, not a curated record. NCBI's taxonomy places the organism in Eukaryota, Metazoa, Chordata, Actinopteri, Salmoniformes, Salmonidae.
AGCAGUAUAAAAGUUCACGGUGGGAGCAGUAUGCUCUUCACUGAGCACUGAACAGGCUUCCACCAAGAGAAACACACAACAGAUUAUUGCCACCCGCCACUAUGAUGUGCUUGUUGAAAUCAAUUGGAGUAUCCCUCAUCCUGUCCAUACUUCUGUACAUGGCAGACUCUUAUCCAAACAGUGACAUGACAAACGUGGGCUGUGAGGAAUGCAAACUGAAGGAGAACAAAGUAUUCUCUAACCCGGGCGCCCCUGUCUACCAGUGUACAGGCUGCUGCUUUUCCAGAGCUUAUCCAACCCCACUGCAGUCUAAGAAAGCCAUGUUGGUCCCAAAGAACAUCACCUCUGAAGCCACAUGCUGCGUUGCAAAAGAAGGUGAAAGGGUGGUGGUGGACAACAUCAAGCUGACGAACCACACAGAGUGUUGGUGCAACACCUGUUAUCACCAUAAGUCAUAAACUGUCUGUGAGGCCAGGAAUAUCCUUAUCGCAGAAGUAAAAGCUUAGCAACAGAUACUAGGCAUUUUGCACAACUUAUUCCUGAAGUGUUUAAAUAGAAAUCACAUAUUAAGAGAUCAUUGGCUGCAUUUAAACAAGCAGCCCAAUUCUGUUAUUUUUCCCAGUAAUUGGUCUUUUGACAAAUAUCAGAAUUGGGCUGCCUGCAUAAACCCAGCCAAUGUCAUCCACAAAAGGUGAUAGUCUGCUGAGAAUAUUUAUAGUGCUCUUAAUAUAUUACUGUCACAAUUAUGAAGUUGUAUUCCUGUAGCCUACUGUGUUGAUCAAAUGUAGACUUUACUAUAUGAAUUGAAUACUGAUUAAAAUGUUUUUCAGUAUUUUA